This is a messenger RNA of Cynoglossus semilaevis (tongue sole), 8061 nucleotides long. It is a transcript of the gene lrrk2, whose product is annotated as leucine-rich repeat kinase 2. The record is from RefSeq and is a predicted model, not a curated record. Gene Ontology annotation, molecular function: ATP binding; protein binding; protein kinase activity. Gene Ontology annotation, biological process: protein phosphorylation. Lineage: Eukaryota; Metazoa; Chordata; Actinopteri; Pleuronectiformes; Cynoglossidae.
AUGGGUAACAAAGAGGAGCUGGAGGAGAGGCUGGAGAAGCUGCUGGUGAGGCUGAGGACACCCCAGGAGGACCGACAGUUGAGCACCCUCAUCCAGAUCCUCGAGGAUCUGCUGUUCCUGGUGCACACAGAGCACGCCGCGGAGCUCUUCGUAGACAAGAACAUCCACGGCCCUCUGACCGCAGUGCUGUCGUCCAACAUGAGCAGCAGAGGAGUCCAGCAGACUGGAUGGACAUUGUUGUGCCGGCUGAUAGAAGUACAUCCCAGUGUGCUGAACCAGGUGACUGGACCACUGCAGGCCACCAGGGACUGGGAGGAACUGGGAGUACACCAGCAGAUCUUGAAGGUACUGUCACAGUACAGCGCCGACUGCAGGGUGACAGUGGUAGGACUCCGGGCACUGGUGCUACUGCUGCAGUCAGACACCGUGGCUCUGCUGGUGCUGGAGGAGGAAGAGGACGUCUUUGUCCUGGUGGUCCAGGCCAUGAAGAUGUUUCCUACCACUGAAGAAGUGCAGCUCCAAGGCUGUGGAGUUCUGCAGGUCCUGCUGCAGAAAGUCAGUGAGGAUCAUCUCAUGGAGUUUGUGGAAAACCAGGACCAUGUCGUUGUUCUGGCAGCUCUUCAAGGGUUUCCUGGAAACCCCAGGCUGCUCCUGCAGGCCAUGAAGGUUCUGCUGCCCCUGACACGUCCUGUCAGUAACGUGGAGGUGUUGAUGUCGGGAGGCACUCGUUGCUACAGUUUGAUCAUCGCUGCCAUGGACGCCUUCCCUGAGACGGAGGAGCUGCAGGAGGCCGCCUGCUGUCUGUUCAGGGAGUUUACUUCAGAGAGUUACUUCAACAUCCUGGUGCUCAACGGCGUGCAGCGGGUCGCCGUGGGAGCCUGUCGGAGAUUUCCCAACAACGCCGUGCUUCAAGCCGCGGCUCUGUCCUGCCUGGCUGACCUCACUGCCACCAUUGUACAGACCAAAGCCGUGGCUGACCAGGCCCUGGAGGAGGGGGAGGCGGGGGAGGACAGGGGUGAGGCACAGGUGGAGGACAUGGGCCUGGGCUGGAUGGAGGCCUGCUGUUCAGCACUGGAACUGCACGCUGAAGAGCCAGCGGUCCAGGAAGCCGCCUGCUGGGCCAUCCACAGUCUGCUGCUGCACGGAGCUGCAGCGAGUCACUCCACAGACCAGCAGGACGACAGGACGCCUGUCCACAGGCAGCUGAUGACGGCCAUGUUGGUCCACUCGUCCUCUCCCAGAGUCUUCAAAGCUGCGACCACUGCUAUAGCAACACUGAUUACACACAACAGUAAGAUGCGUUUUCUGCUGCUCUCUAGUGGCCUCCACGUGAACCUCAUCGAGAUGAUGAAGAGACAUUUGACCUCAGUCGAUGUUUCCAUCAGUGCCUGCAAACUGCUCAGCCUGCUGUUUGAGGGCAGGACAGCCAGUCUGGAUGAGUUAAACAUGGCCAUGAGCCAGAUCCUCAGCACCAUGAAGGUCCACAACUUCCAGAUGGAUGUGCAGCUGGAGGCUCUGCAGGCCAGCCUGGUGUUCCUGUGCCCAGAUAGGAGUUUGAGGGAGCACGGCGUCUCGGUUGCAGAUCCUGACAUGGCCGAUGUUUCCCUGAGGGUCCUGAAAAACCAGUGUGUGGUGGAAGGAGCUCACACGCUGUACCUGGAGGUUCUCAACAGGUUCAUCAGCAGCUCCACUGUUCAAAAGUGUGGGCUGAAGGUGUUGUCGGCGCUGGCUGACUGCUCAGGUGCAGUGGACUUACUCUGCCAACAGGGGGCCAUAGACACGGUGCUGCACACACUGCAGAUGUUCCCACAAGAACGAGAGAUCCACUACUGGGGCCUGACCCUGCUCACCUACCUGGUUUCUAAGAAGAAGCUGUCCAGGAUGAUGGUUCCUGUUCUGGCCUCUGUCGUGGUCGCGUCUCUCCUUCAGUACAGACACGACACAGAGAUGAUCCUGAAGUGCUUCCAGGUGGCUCUGAGGAUGAUGGACGCCUGUUCAGGAUCGGCAGCUGAGUUACAGAGAGUAGACUUUGACAGACAGAUCUUCCAGCAGCUCAGAGAAGACAGUCCUGACCAAAGCAACGGCCCGCUGCGGAGGUCUGUGUGUCUGGCUCUGUCCAGGAUGUGGUGUGACUCAGACCUUCACUACACCAUGCUGGAGAAGGCCUGCGAGGACGGAGACACCAGUAUGGCCGAGUGUCUGAUCGAGCUGGGCGCCGACGUCAACAGUAAAACCAAGACAGAGUCUCUCAUCUACCAGGUGUGUGAGCGAGGAGGACCCAUCGAGCUGGUGGAGCUCCUCAUCAGUCGUGGAGCUCACAAGCAGCAGCUGCGCCGAGCGCUGGCCGUGAGCGUGAAGAGAGGAGACGUUCCUACGGUCAUACAGCUGCUGGGCUGCCUGGGUCUGGACCUCAACAACAGCACCCUCUGUUUGGGGGGCUUCAAACUGGGUUGCCUGGAUGCCGCCUGGCUUGGCCCCCUGCUGGCAGAAAAGGGAAGGACAAACAGUUUGCGUUGUAUCAACGGCAAAGGUCUUACUUUAGCCCGGUACAUCCACUCCCUCCAGAGGUCAAAGAGUGUCAGCGGUCCUGCCAGGUCCGUGGCCGACCCCCUUUUGACCUCUGGUUACAUUUCUGAUGAGAGUGACGACUCCUGCUUCAGUUUUGUCUCCACAGAUGACUGCUUGUUCUUCAACGAUGACCUGGAGAGCGAUGGCAGUGAUUCACUGUCGGGAGCCUUGUCUCCAAAGUUACACAACAGCUCCAUGGAGGAGCUCAAAGGAAGUCCCUUCAGCAGAAAGCCGAGGCGUCACAGACACGCUAGUGCAGAGAGUGGUCACAACGAUCACGACCACAGCGAGUCCAUGCCCAGGAGGUUCCUGAGAACUGGCUCCAUGCAGAAAUUGUUUGGAUCAGGGGAGAAUCCCUGUUCUUUGCUCAAAGAGAGGGAGCGGAUCCGACUGCUGGAUCUGUCGGGAAACGAGCUGGACACUCUGUCUUGUCUAAUGGACAACGGCUUGGUGCAGGACCGCCUGGGUCAUCUCCUUCGCCUGGACCUGAACCAGAAUAACCUUCUGGAGUUUCCCUCAGUGCUUUGUCAGAGUUUAAAUAAUUUGACCCGACUUGACCUUCAGGGCAACCAGCUCCAGUCUCUGCCCACAGAGCUGCUGUCUCUUCCUUUGAUCGCCACGCUGAACGUUUCUCGUAACUGCGUGGGCCCAGUCGUCACCUUUGACCCCGCUGUCACCUGUCGUUCACUGCGGCAGCUCAACUUGUCCUUCAACAAAAUCAUCACCUUUCCUUACGAGCUGGGCCGAGUGUUGGACCAGCUGGAGGAGCUGUCCAUCGAAGGUAACUGUAUCCGUGAACUGUCCACAUCACUGGAGCUGCCUGACCUCAAACUGCUGGAUGUCAGCAAGAACAGUGUGGAGAACGUUUCCCCCGACUUUCUGAACGGCUGCCCCAAACUGGAAAUCUUCAACGCUUCCAUGAACAAAAUCUGUUCUUUGUCACACCUGCCUCCCAAGGUCAUGACACUGAAGCUGGCGAGCAACAACUUCACCUAUGUUUCGGAGGCUGUGCUGGAUCUUCCAAAUUUGAGGUCAGUUGACAUGAGGACCAACCACAUUGCUGUUCUUCCCAGCCCAGAAUUCUGGGCUUCAAACAACCUCCGAGAGCUGAUCUUCAGCCAGAACUGCAUCUCUGACCUGGACCUGAGUGGAUCAGUACAUCGAUGGAUCAGACUGGAGAAACUCCACCUCAGUGACAACCAGCUCACUGAGAUUCCACCUCAGGUCGGUCUGUUGGAAGGUCUGACCUCCCUGGACGUGAGCAGAAACUCGAACCUGCGCUUCUUCCCUGAUGAGAUGGGGAAACUGAGCCGCCUGUGGGACCUGCCCCUGGACGGACUCCGCCUCCAGCUGGACUUGAAGCUCAUUGGAAACAAGACCAAAGACAUAAUUAGGUUUCUUCAGCAGCGGCUGAAAAAAGCCGUGCCGUACCACCGCAUGAAACUGAUUGUGGUCGGAAACUCUGGCAGCGGGAAAAGCAGCCUGAUCCAUGAGCUGAUGAAGCAGAAACGCUCUCAGGCGACCUCGAGGAGGAGUGGCGUGGGCGUAGAUGUGAGAGACUGGACCAUCAGGGACCGGGACAGAGAGAGGAUGGUGCUCAACGUCUGGGACUUCUCAGGUGGAGAGGAGUCCAGUGGUUCGUAUCUCCACUUCCUGUCUCCUCGAGCGCUCUACGUGGUGGUGUACGACCUGAGCAGAGGAGCCGCUCAGGUGGACGCCCUCAAACCCUGGCUCUUCAACAUCAAAGCAGUAGCUCCUCUCUCUCCGGUCAUUCUGGUUGGGACCCACAAAGACGUGAGUGACGAUCUGCAGCUGCAGGAGUGUCUGAACAAGAUCAGGAAAGACCUGCUCAACCACCAGGGUUUCCCCACCAUCGCUGACUACCACACGCUCUCCGUCUGCGAGGACUCAGACGCCAUGACCAGACUCCGCAAGGCCAUAACCGCAGAGGUCAUGGACUUCAAGAUCCAGGGUCAGCGGGUGAUGGGUCAGCUGGUUCCAGACAGUUACGUGGAGCUGGAGCGAAGGGUUCUGCAGGAGAGAACCAGGGUUCCUGCCGAGUUCCCUGUCAUCACACGGCAGCAGCUGCAGCAGCUCAUCAGCAGGAGUCGGCUGCAGCUGGACGAGGCCGAGCUUCCUCACGCCGUUCACUUCCUCAGUGAAGCUGGAGUUCUACUACAUUUCGACGAUCCUGCUCUUCAGCUUCAGGAACUUUACUUCAUUGACCCACAGUGGCUGUGCAACAUCAUCUCCCAGAAGUUGACCUUUAGGAGCUGCGGGGUCAUUCAUCGCUCGGCGGUGGAGAAGUUUCUGUCUGAAUCCAGAUGUUUCCCACAGAGUCACCUGGUCCACUUCUUCAAACUCUUGGAGAAGUUUCAGAUCGCGCUGCCGUUCGGAGAAGACCAGCUGCUGGUGCCCGGCGAUUUGUCCAAACACAGGCCGGUCAUCGAGCUGCCUCACAGUGAGAACUCAGAGGUCAUCGUGCGUCUCUACGAGAUGCCCUACUUCCCCAUGGAUUACUGGUCUCGACUGAUCAGCCGUCUGCUGGAAGUCUCCUCCUACCUGUUCUACGGCAGAGAAAAGGUUCUGCGACCCAACAGAAUCUACUGGAGGAGAGGGAUCUACCUGAGCUGGUCUCCUGAGGCCUACUGUCUGGUGGAGGCUUCGUCCGAGGAGGGAAACCCGUCCAGCUUCGUCAGGAUAACGGUUCCCUCCUCCAGGAAAGGGCGGGUGCUGCUGGGUCACGUGGUGGACCACGUGGACUCCCUGCUGGAGGAGUGGUCCCCGGGGCUCCUCAACAUGGACGUGCACGGCAGCGGAGAGGCCCUGCUGAAGAGGUGGGCUCUGUACAGUUUUGAAGACGGUCAGCCGUGGAGCAGAAUCCUGCUGGAGGAACUCUUCAUGUAUUUUGACAAUGAUUUCCUGCUGGUGGAUCCAGACGACCCGCGGUUAACGCUGCCCCUCUCCCAGAUCGCUCCUGACCUGGUUCUCAGUGAUCAGCCCGCGGGAACCAUUCUGGACAGUCAAGAACUGGACGUGGAUUUGUCCAAAGAAAACCAGCUGGGCGGCGGGGGCUUUGGGACCGUGUAUCGAGGCGUCUACAAAAAUGAGGAAGUGGCCGUGAAGAUAUUUAACAAACACGCCUCUGAACUCUACAUCUACAGACUCCUCAGACAGGAGCUGGUGGUGCUGGGUCGUCUGUGUCACCCCAGCCUGGUGGCUCUGCUGGCCACCGGUGCAGCCCCCCAGGUCCUGGUCAUGGAGCUGGCUCUCCACGGCUCCCUGGACUCUCUUUUGGGAACGCUGACCCGGAAACUCCAGCACAGGAUUGCGCUGCACGUGGCCGAUGGCCUCAGAUUCCUUCACUCCUCCAUGAUCAUCUAUCGGGACCUGAAGCCUCACAACGUUCUUCUGUUCAACCUGAAGACCGACUCUGAGGUCGUAGCCAAGAUCACAGACUACGGCAUCGCUCAGUACUGCUGCAGCAUGGGAGUGAGGAGCUCCGAGGGAACGCCAGGUUUCAGAGCACCAGAGGUCGCUAGAGGUAAUUUGAUCUACAACCAGCAGGCGGACGUCUUCUCGUUCGGCCUGCUCCUCUAUGACCUCUUGACCUGUGGUCAGCGAAUCUCUGAUGGCAUGAAGUUUCCUAGUGAGUUUGAUGAAGUAGCAGUGCAGGGGAAACUGCCAGAUCCAGUCCAACACUACAGUUGUCCUCCCUGGUUUGGUUUCCAGUCUCUGAUGAAGGACUGUCUGAACCCUGGACCUCAGGAUCGACCCACAUCUGCUCAGGUGUUUGAGCGACUGAACUCAGGGGACAUGCUGUGUCUGAUGAAGGAGCUGAUGGUUCCCUCUGGGUUCACGGCCGAGUGCAUCAGCGUCAGCUCCACCAGCAUCAGCAGAACCUGGCUGGGGGGGGGCAGCAGCAGCCACAGCGUCGGUUGUGUCACGGCCGUGGACCUGGAGAAUGAAACAGUCACGACGAUGGAGGUCGACUCCAGUCCGGUCCUGUGUCUCGUGACGGUCCAAAUUCCUCACGAGGCCUGUGAUUGGCUGGUGGCAGGCACUCAGUCCGGCUCAUUGGUGGUCAUCAACGCUGACGACGCUUCAACGUGGCACCACCUGCAGAGAGUCACAGACUCUGUCACCUCACUCUACUUUCACAUGUUCCCCUGUAGGAGCCAAAGAAAGAGUUACCUGUUGGUGGGAACAGCCAACGGAGUUCUGACUGUGUACGAAGACUCGGUUCUCAAGCAGGUCAACGGUCAGCCUGUCAAAACCAUCCAGGUGGGAACCGUCAACACUCCGCUCAUGGGUCUGGGUCAGUCGGCCCAUUCUCUGGACAGCAGGUCCGUGUGGGCCGGCUGUGGCUCCAAGGUUCUGUCGUUCGCCGCCAACUACGACGUCAGCAGGAGCCUGGACACCAGGCCCGGUCUGGUCCAGCAGGGGCAGCAGAGGGCAGUGAGCGAGGCCUGUGUGUCCAGGAUGGCUGUGGAUAAACAUGUGUAUCUGAGUAAAUCUGGUUCAUCCACUGUUGAGGUUUGGGACAAGAGGAGUGAGAGGAUGGUGGAGUGUAUCGACUGUGCUCAGAUCAUCAGGAACAGGACCAGCAGUGAAGGGGAUGAGCCCGCUGACGCAGCUCCGUCCUGGGCCUCAGUCAAGGCCCUGCUGGUUCAGACAGCUGCAGCGCUCUGGGUCGGCACUAGAGGGGGCCAUCUGCUACUGAUAGAACUGUCCAAACACCAGACCCUGCAGCUGCUGCGGCCUCACUGUGACUCCAUCCGCUGCAUCAGCUCCACUCUGAUUGAACCUCUCAACUGGAAGAACCUGGUGCUGGUUCUGGGCCGACGUCAUCCACAGGACAACCAUCCUCCAGACGAGGAGUCGGUGCUGAUGGUGUGGAAUGGCACCCUGCCGAAGGAGGUCAGAGAUCUGAGGAGACACAGUGAGAAGAGAGAGCAGGUCGCAGCCAGGUCGAGAGAGAAGCUUCAGCUCAGCUGAGACCAAAGGUGGAUCUUCAUUCACACAACAGUGACUUUAGAUGAGUGAGAAACAUGAGCCAUUCUAGCAUGUAUUUGGAGUUGAAACAAUAGUCGCCCAGGAGACGUUUCUACAGUAACAAACGUGUGUCUUUUUGACUCACUCUGUGUAUAAAUAUUUUUUAUUCAGAGAAACUCGAGGAAAAGGGAUCUUUCCGACAACAGACACAACAGACGACGAGCAGGGAGUCUGUUCUCACGGGUUAAUGAACAACAACUUUGUUUUUAUUUAAUUUGGUUUUUUAUGUUCUUUUUUAAUGGUGCAUUUACAUGAACCAGACAUUAGGGGGAGACAAUCAGUCCUUUUACAGAGGUUCUUAUGUUUAUUUAUUUUAUUGUUUUUACUGUUUUAUCGUUUAUUUAUGUCACUUCAACCGGCUCUGCUGACAUUGCUGCCUGUUUGGCAACCGUUGUUUCACUGUCAAGAACAAAUUAAAUAUUUGCAGUAGUGUCGUGA